GUAGGUAAAGAGAUGUAGAAAGGGUGUGUCGCCAACAAAACGAAACCAAUCCAAAACUAGAAAUUAUAGCUGUUUUGGUUGGUACCUGAACCUACAACACGCCUCAACCACCCAAACACUUCCAUAGCCAUGGCUGCAACCUCAUCAUCACUCGCUUCUCAUCUCUCCAUUGGCCUUCGCCGCCAUUCCCCGAAGCUCGAUUCUCUCGGCUCUCAACCUUCUCUCUCUGCCACUCACUCCUUCUUCGACACUGUUCACUCCAACCUCCGCUUAUCCCUCACUGCUUCUAAACCCUCCCGCCCCGUCGUCGCCAUGGCCGGCACUGGAAAGUUCUUUGUUGGUGGCAAUUGGAAGUGUAAUGGAACAAAAGACUCCAUCAGUAAACUUGUCUCUGACUUGAACAGUGCGAAAUUGGAGGCUGAUGUUGAUGUUGUCGUUGCGCCUCCCUUUGUGUACAUUGACCAGGUGAAAGGCUCAAUUACAGAUAGGAUUGAAAUUUCUGCACAGAAUUCUUGGGUGGGAAAAGGUGGGGCUUUCACGGGAGAAAUCAGUGUGGAACAACUCAAAGACCUUGGAUGCAAGUGGGUUAUUCUUGGGCACUCAGAGCGAAGACAUAUUAUUGGAGAAAAAGAUGAUUUUAUAGGAAAGAAAGCUGCUUAUGCUUUGAGUGAGGGUCUUGGAGUGAUAGCAUGCAUUGGUGAACUCUUAGAAGAGAGGGAAGCUGGGAAAACUUUCGAUGUUUGUUACCAGCAAUUGAAGGCUUUUGCAGAUGCAGUGCCUAGUUGGGACAAUAUCGUGAUUGCAUAUGAACCUGUAUGGGCCAUUGGAACUGGUAAAGUGGCCACACCCCAGCAGGCUCAGGAAGUACAUGUAGCUGUUCGUGAUUGGCUCAAAAACAAUGUUUCUGCGGAAGUUGCAUCCAAAAUCAGAAUUAUUUAUGGAGGGUCUGUAAAUGGGGGCAACUGUGCUGAGCUUGCAAAGCAAGAAGAUAUCGAUGGAUUUCUUGUUGGCGGUGCUUCGUUAAAGGGUCCUGAGUUUGCUACCAUUGUCAAUUCAGCCACUGAAAAGAAGGUCGCCGCUUGAUUACUUACUGUGGUUUUGGAAAUAAGAGCGCAUUAAGGACAAAGACUUGAUAAUCUUAUAUAUGACAAUAAUGUGGAGUGUAUUAUAACAGUUUCAUCCCAAUCAAUCUUUGUUGUAAUUUUCUAUGCCAUAGUAGAAAAAGCAUGGUCGCAGUUUUCCAAUGAGCUUGUAUUCUCUUGUAACGAUUAGAGAUAAUUAAGCAUUUUAAAGGGCAAUAAAUGUUAUUCAAUAAACAUAGUUGAUCAUACCUAUCUAUCUUAAGACUUAA
Messenger RNA from Arachis stenosperma, 1351 nucleotides. RefSeq names its product triosephosphate isomerase, chloroplastic. Bases 130 to 1083 code for a protein of 317 amino acids. Gene Ontology annotation, cellular component: cytosol. Gene Ontology annotation, biological process: glycolytic process; glycerol catabolic process; glyceraldehyde-3-phosphate biosynthetic process. The record is from RefSeq and is a predicted model, not a curated record. The transcript is spliced from 8 exons. Gene Ontology annotation, molecular function: triose-phosphate isomerase activity. Lineage: Eukaryota; Viridiplantae; Streptophyta; Magnoliopsida; Fabales; Fabaceae.